Molecule: messenger RNA, 822 nt
Organism: Nicotiana tabacum (common tobacco)
Lineage: Eukaryota; Viridiplantae; Streptophyta; Magnoliopsida; Solanales; Solanaceae
Source: RefSeq, a predicted model, not a curated record
AUGAUUAUUGUAGGCUUUACCGGCCAGCUUCGUGGCUGGUGGGAUAACUAUCUAUCUGUUGAAGAAAAGGCAACGGUUAUUAAUUCGACCGCCGUUGACGAAGGGGUUGAUAAUAUAGGCAUGGCUCUAGUUAAAGGAAGAGAAGAUGUUGUUUAUACCCUUAUCCUUAUAAUUCUAGAAUAUUUUAACGGAGUGUGUACACAAGAAGGAUUAAACUUGUGUAAUGAGCUGAAGCUUUCUAGACAUCUUAAGAUUGUUAAGUUUAAAGAGAAAUCCCAAUUAGGUGACUUCUGUACCCAGUUCGGUUUACCCAGAACCUCUACUCAAAGUAAGAAGAAGAAGAAAAACAGAUAUCAUAGGUAUCCUAACCCUGAUAGCCCGUAUAAGAAAAAAAGGUCUAGAUAUAGGUCUAAGGAAGAGCGUGAUACUAGAAAAGCGCAUCGAAAAUCUACUCGAUUUACGAAGAAUAGAUCAAACAGAGAUCUCGCUGAUAUUAAGUGUUAUAAGUGUGGAAGAUUUGGGCAUAUCACUCCAAAUUGCAAGCUUCAAAAGCUAAAGGCCUUAGAACUAGGCGAUGGGUUACAUGACAAAGUUUAUUACUUAUUAUACACUUCCGGAUCAGAUUCUGAUUAUACUUAUUCUGAGACUGAGUCUGAAGCUGAGGUUGAUCUGAUACAUUUAUCUGAAAGUAGUAAAGAUUUGGAUAAUACUUGCGCCGCUUGUAAAGAACUUUUAAAGGAAAUUAUUGAUGAAAAAAUUCGUAAAGAAAUUAUAAAUUUGACUGAAAGUUCUAGUUCUAGUGGUUUAAAGCUUUUUGAAUGA